This is a messenger RNA of Salvelinus sp. IW2-2015, 2271 nucleotides long. Its product is annotated as D(4) dopamine receptor-like. Gene Ontology annotation, cellular component: plasma membrane. NCBI's taxonomy places the organism in Eukaryota, Metazoa, Chordata, Actinopteri, Salmoniformes, Salmonidae. Gene Ontology annotation, molecular function: dopamine neurotransmitter receptor activity, coupled via Gi/Go; G protein-coupled receptor activity. The record is from RefSeq and is a predicted model, not a curated record. Gene Ontology annotation, biological process: negative regulation of cytosolic calcium ion concentration; negative regulation of voltage-gated calcium channel activity; adenylate cyclase-inhibiting dopamine receptor signaling pathway.
UGGAUUUGGAAUGACGGACUUGAUAAGCCUCAUCAGUUUAACUGAAAAUAACUAGGCUGCGGAGAGACACAGCAGAGUGCAUAGCCUUUCGAUAGUGCGGUGCCAAAGUGACUCGAUUUUAAAUAAUACACAACGGGAUUAAAUCUAACGCUUCAGGGUGGACUGGCAGUUUGAUUAAUUUCGGUGAUAUCUACCUGUUAUUGUCAACUGGAACCCCGCAUAAAGAGAGCGCGCGAAAGCUUCUUKUUGGAAAGCAUAGGCUAAUGCCGCUCUGUGGCUCUGUCCAGCGCGCACAGGACUGAAAAGACAGACGCGCAUGAUUCAGGACAACAAGGCGUCUCAACAGUUUUCGGGAAUGAAAACUUCAACAUGGCAAAAUAAACCCAUCCUGCAUACCUGUUUGAAACGAUGCCUACAUGAAAAUCCCUUUCACGACUGCCGCUUCCGCUCGGACCGGCCGUCACAGAGCGGCUUCUUCUUUUUCUAUUGGAAGAGAGGGAGAGAGGAUCCUUUUCCGUGCGAGAGCGGCUGUCCGCAGAAAUGCCAGGCAACCUCACUGUCUCAAACAACACCGUGCUAGUUCUGGGUGCUGAGAUUAACACCGCACAAACCCGGAACACUGACUAUAACUUCCCUGCUCUGAUACUCGGAAUAUUGCUAAUUGUGGUCAUMAUUUGUGGRAAUYUGCUUGUGUGCCUUAGCGUGUACARGGAAAAAGCUUUGAAAACUACAACCAACUACUUCAUAGUCAGUCUGGCUGUGGCUGACUUGAUGUUGGCAGUUUUGGUUUUGCCACUGUUUAUAUAUGUGGAGUUCCAGGAUGGUCUAUGGUCACUGAACAUGCACAUCUGCGAUGGCCUGAUGACCAUGGACGUGAUGUUGUGUACAGCCUCCAUAUUMAACCUCUGUGCCAUCAGCAUCGACAGGUUCAUCGCUGUCUCCAUCCCACUCAACUACAACCGUAAGCACGUGGACCAGAGACAGAUCUUCCUGCUCUCCGCUACGUGGAUCCUGGCCUUGGCGGUGGCCUCGCCCGUCAUGUUCGGCAUCCAAAACGUCCCCCAGCGGGACCCAACAGAGUGUAAGCUAGAAGAUGACAACUACGUGGUCUACUCCUCUGUCUGCUCCUUCUUCAUCCCCUGCCCCAUCAUGCUCCUCCUCUACUGCGGGAUGUUCCGGGGCUUGAGGAGGUGGGAGGAGGCGCGCAAGGCCAAGCUGAGGAGCAGCAUCCAGGCCUGUAGGAAGUUCCAGGAGGCUGCUGCCUCCUUGCCCCCGCUGGCCUCCCUGCCUCCUCCUCUGCCCCCCGUUAUCAAGCGGGAUGAGCUGACAGACAUGAAGCGGGAGCUAAAGGAUAUUAACCUGGAGGAGCUGGACCCUUACCCCCUAGAGUCUCCAGACGGCCCCUAUAACAACUCUUCACCAGACACUCCAGACUUUCCCUAUAACUCCUCAACAACUCCAGAGUACAAGGAUGGUCCUGUGCCCACUGUGGUGGCCUACUGUAACAUUAAGCAUAACCUCCACCUCACACCAGACUCUCACAAGAAGAAGAGGGCCAAGAUUAAUUGCCGAGAGAGGAAGGCCAUGAAAGUGCUUCCUGUCGUUGUGGGUGUCUUCCUGUUCUGCUGGACCCCGUUCUUCGUGGUCCACACCAUGCGGGCCCUGUGUGCCACCUGCUUCAUCCCCCCCGCCCUGAUGAGCAUUGUCACCUGGCUAGGCUACGUCAACAGCGCCCUCAACCCCAUCAUCUACACGGUCUUCAACACAGAGUUCAGGAACUACUUCAAGAAAUUCAUCCACAGCUGCUGUACAUACCGGUAGACAAGACGGCACAGCUAGCCUGGUUCCAGAUCGGUUUGUGCCGUCUCGCAAUCUCUUAUGGUCAACUCCUAUGGCAACGUCAGUUGGCAACACAGCACAAACAUAUCUAGGGCCAGGGUAAGCCACCGCCGCCAAUAAAUGGACAAGAAAGCACAAACGAUACCAUUGUAUAGAUGUGACAAUAUCAAAUCUGAGCUUUGCUGUAGAGUAUAUCUUGCCAUUGCAUAUUUUUCUCCCAAUUGGGAUUUUAUUUUUGUACAUAAUGUUUUCUGUUGAUUUACGCUUGUGAUUUAUCUUAUUGUGACAGCAAUGUUUGUUUGUCAGCUGGCCAUAUGCCGUUUCAAUGUUUAUUGUGGAAAUCUUUGUGGUGAGGAAUAGCAUUGAAUCCAUUCAACUGAAAAAGAUAUUCAGAAAUAGAAGCCAUUUCUGAGGUUAUUAGAGGUAACUGAA